AGUAUGGAAGAAUCCGUGAAGCGCUUUGCAGCGCUCGAAAGCGGAAAAAGUACAACACUAGCACCUAUAAACAUAUCGAUAAUUAGUGAUGUGAUUGAAUUUUAUAAAUAGAAAUAAUUAACGACAUUUAUUUUUGGAAAAAUGUACAAGGGCCUCGGAAAAUGGUUUUCUUUAUGACAUUCAAAAGUGCUAACUUGAUAAAGAACGAAUGAGUGAGUAAAAUAAUGGGUUAAGUGUUAAAUAAAAGUGAAUGAACGAUUAGCAAAAUGAAAAGGCGCAAAAAAGACAGCAAAGUUCGUGUUAGGUUUAAUAUUACCAAUGUGACCGGUAUGAACCGAGGCUCCAGAGAGGAGCUGCUGGGCAGUUCUCAAGAGGCGCUGCGGAACAGCCAGCAUGACCUUCGGCAGGUGUACGAGAGGCCGCUCACCAAAGAAGAGAAGACUUUCCUCCUUCAUGCUGACAGAGGAGACUAUGUUACCGUUAAGAGAUUGAUAGAACAAUACGUGUCUCAGAGCGAUGUCUUAGACAUUAACUGCGUGGACCCGCUCAACCGGUCGGCUCUCAUAGCGGCCAUAGAGAAUGAGAACAUCGAGCUCAUCAAACUACUGCUGCAGUCUGGUAUCAAGGUCAAGGAUGCUCUUCUCCACGCCAUCAAGGAAGAGUAUGUGGAAGCUGUAGAACUGCUGCUGCAAUGGGAAGAAGACAACCACGUGCCUGGAGAACCUUAUAGUUGGGAGUCAGUAGACCCGUCAUCAGCGACCUUCACCCCUGACAUCACGCCGCUGAUCCUGGCUGCUCACAGGAACCACUACGAGAUCCUCAAGAUCCUGCUGGAUAGAGGCGCCACCCUGCCGGUGCCACACGACGUCAAAUGCGGUUGUGACGAGUGCGUGAAAUCCUCUCAAGAAGACUCUCUGCGUCACUCCCAGGCGAGGAUCAACGCCUACCGAGCCCUUUCAUCCCCGUCCCUCAUCGCCCUGUCUUCUGCUGACCCUCUGCUGACUGCCUUCCAGCUGUCCUGGGAGUUGGGCCGGUUGAGCAGAAUGGAGACUGAGUUUAGGGUUGAGUAUAAGGCAUUACGUCAACAAUGUCAAGAGUUUGCAACCUCCUUGCUAGACCACACGAGGACCUCCAAGGAGUUGGAGAUCAUGCUGAACUAUAAUCCCUGGGAUGUGGACUGCUGGGAGCCGGGGGAGCGACAGACUCUUGGCAGGUUGAAGCUGGCUAUCAAGUAUAAGCAGAAGAUGUUCGUAGCUCAUCCAAAUGUACAGCAAUUGUUAGGAGCGAUAUGGUACGAAGGCUUGCCUGGAUUCAAGAGAAAAAAUAUUGUAGGACAAUGUAUACAGGUGGCUAAACUAGGAGUGAUGUUCCCUGUAUAUUGUACGAUAUACAUGUUGGCGCCCAACUCCGAGUACGGCCGGUUUAUGAAGAAACCUUUCGUCAAGUUUAUCUGUCAUAGCUCUUCUUAUAUGCUGUUUCUUACACUUCUCUCCCUAGCAUCCCAAAGAGCAGACUACCUAGUUCUAGAAUGGUCUGGUAUCACCUGGUUGAAGGAGCUGGUGGAAUACUGGAAGGAACAUGAACGAGGAUCACUGCCCAGCCUCAUAGAGUUCGGCGUCAUCAUCUACAUAGCAAGUCUUAUCUGGGCAGAAAUAAGAUCCUUAUGGACAGGAGGUAUAACGGAGUACAUCAGUGAUCUGUGGAAUAUAGUGGACUUCAUCACGAAUGCGUUUUACAUCGCCUGGAUAAGCUUACGGUUCUCAUCUUGGUAUAUUGUCCAGCGUGACUACAAUUCUGGAGUAGACCCCUGGUAUCCUCGAGAAAGCUGGGAUUCCUACGACCCCAUGCUGCUCUCAGAAGGUGCCUUCGCAGCUGGCAUGAUCUUCUCCUUCCUGAAGCUAGUCCACAUCUUCUCCAUCAACCCGUACCUUGGACCUCUACAGGUGUCUCUAGGAAGAAUGAUAUUGGAUAUCCUCAAAUUCUUCUUCGUUUACAUGUUGGUGCUUUUUGCUUUUGGAUGCGGUUUAAAUCAAUUGAUGUGGUACUACGCUGAGCUAGAAAAAAAUAAAUGUUAUCAUCACCCAAAUGGGAUGCCAGAUUUUGAUGGACAAGAACGAGCUUGCACUAUAUGGAGACGAUACGCAAAUUUAUUCGAAACAUCUCAGUCUCUAUUCUGGGCGUCUUUCGGCUUGGUAGACCUGACGACUUUCGAGCUGACCGGCAUCAAGAGUUUCACCAGAUUCUGGGCUCUCCUCACCUUCGGGUCCUACUCGGUGAUCAAUAUCAUCGUACUGCUGAAUAUGCUGAUUGCUAUGAUGUCGAAUUCUUAUCAAAUUAUUUCGGAACGAGCAGACACCGAGUGGAAGUUCGCUCGCAGCAACCUGUGGAUGUCAUAUUUCGAGGAUGGGGAUACCGUCCCUCCCCCCUUCAACAUCAUCCCCACCCCCAAGCACUUCAUGUGCUGGAUCAAGCGCUGCUUCAAUAAUAGGGAUCGAGGGUCUAUUAUUAACAAAUCCCGCGAGAAAGCCCGUCAAGAGCACGAAGCAGUCAUGCGGGUCCUAGUCCGCCGGUACGUCACAGCAGAACAGAGAGCCAGAGACGAGACCGGAGUCACCGAGGACGAUGUCAUGGAGAUCAGACAGGACAUCUCGACGUUACGAUACGAGCUUAUUGAUAUACUGCAUAAUAAUGGCAUGAAGACGCCAAGGAUUACUAUGCAGGAUGCUACGGUUGCCGGCAAAAAAGGCAAAGUGAUGGAGAGGCGGAUUCUGAAAGACUUCCACAUCGGAAUAGUGGAGGGUAUCAUAAAAGACGUAAUUUCUAAAGAGAACAAGCCUAAGGAUGUGUUCAGUCAGAUCGCUAAAGCUAUCGUCAGGAGAGGUAGCACUGAUAGCAAAAAACGUGACUGGAACGCCUUAGUGAGAACUAACACGGUGCGCAAGGAUCCUAUUGGCACGACUGCUGAGGCUGAGACCAAGAGGAGCCGGCAGUCUCUCCGAGCUCACAUCCUGGACAACAUGGCUAGCAGGACUAUAGAUCCACAGAAAUUGUUAGAAUACAAUCCUCAACUAGCUGGCGUGUCUCCUUGCACGAGGGUAGCAUACGCGAAGUUCAUGAGGAGCAAGAUAAAAUCCGACUUCACCGAACGAGAGAAGAAGGGAAGACGACUAUCAGAGAUCAGCUUAGAAGAUGAGGUGUUUGACGCGCCGAAGAAGAGAGAGAGUUGUAGGAGAUGCAGUGCUCGUUCGUUCCGUAGCAGAACGCCGAUCCCUGAAAAUUCUGAUGAUGAGGGACUCAAUGAAAACGAAAUAGAAGUGGAAGCGGAUGUUGAGGACAAAGGUUCAGAAGGUGGAUCAGAACAAACACGUCCUCUGAAGUCUUCAUCUCAAGAGCCAUCAGAGCCCAGUACACCAGCCUUCGACCCUGCCGACGGCAGCCGCCUCCCCCCACCAACGGAAUUCCAAUCAACCGACCACGUCAUCACCAUCGAACCUGACACCCCCACCAGAACACUCUACAUGACUGAGGAAGAAGAUUCUAACCUUCAGAAACCUAUUACUCCUACUCCUAGCAUUCACUCUCAAUCUGAGCAAAUCCUAUCAGCUGCCAGCUUAGAGGCUCAGUACAAACAAAUGACAUCAGAAGUUCCUGUCGUGGUGACGUCAGAACCUCCGACGGGAACGAUGACGUCAGACCCUCCGACGGUAGUGGUGACGUCAGAGGUCAGUGAACCUGAGGUUUCGCCUCGAACGUCCUCAGUUCCUCCUAGGUCAGCAAGAGUUAGUCCAGCACCUUCGCCUAGUUACGGACGAGGUAGGGGCAAAUCUAAAGCUACAGGAAAAGUGGUUUCUGGGUGGCUCUGAGUUUUUUUAAGACCCUUGGCCUGAUUUUGGAUUAUGAUGUCUAGUCAUUUAUGUGUGGCCUGAAUUUUGAAGAGCAAUGAACUUAGGGUCGUUACAAAAAUAAUACAAAAGUUUUAUUUUCGAGAAUAACUUUCAAGAUAUUAGAAUAAACUAUUGUUGUAAAAGACACGCCUAACUACCUAACCGAUUGAAAAGUCAGUAAGAUAAAGCUAUAUUACUUCUAAGUUCUAUUUUAGAUUGUAUUUAUUCGUGCAUAACCCUCGAACAAAGCUAAGAAUAUUUUCGAAAAUAAGAUGAACUUUUUCAUUUUUGUGCUAACCCUAAUUCUUUGCUCUCAAGUGUAUAACGAAUCGACGUAUUAGUGAGAUAUCUGUUAUUAGAGCAAUAACUAGUUUGUAUCUAAAUGUCCUUGCCGUCUUAGAUCAGUCUGGGUCACAGGGCUAGACUAGAAUCACUGCCACAUAUCAUCUUUGUUACUUAUCUAUCGAACUAAGAAGAUUUUUAAUACUUUGUUCUGGAAUUUGCUAUGUGGGUUACAGACUAAACUAGUAAUCUGUGACUAAACUAUUUGUAUCGAAUCAAGUUUUAGUGCUAGAUGAUUCUCUAAUAUUAUUUUGUCACACUUAAAUCCUUCCUUUCUUAGGGGGCAUUUAAACCAAAACGAGAGAAUAGUCAUUCGAUCCCCAUCUAUCAUAUUUAUAUUUUAAGGAGAACCCAGCAUCUGUUUACAAAAGGAUUUGAUAGGGUGACAAUGCCAAAAUACCACGAAAAAUCUUUCUAUAUUCAAUUGGUAAAUGCAUCCAAAGUAAGAUGACCUCUUUCUUAUUUUUUUUCAUAUCUUUAAAAGAUGCCGUCCAUCUGACCGUCUAGAAAACCAAAGUGCCUUCGUCCUAUACUUAAAUUACGACUAGCUUGUGACCCAGAAAUAUAGUCUACACUUAGGUAUUUAAAAAAUUAUGAUAAAUUAGAUACCACUUCAUGUUUUCAUAUAGGUUUUCAUCCGACAGAACUAAUUUUUUCUUUACAAAAUUUUUAAUGCUGUAUUUUGUCGAAUGUCUCCUUCUAAAAAGGUUUAAAUUCACGUAUUUUAGAGACCUUGAUAAAUUCACAAUAGUUGGUGUUAGAGUUAGCCAAAAUACCUCUAGUUUUCUGUCACUUUUACAUCAUGAAUUUGACUUUGAAAUAAAGUGCGUGGGUCAUUUUACAUACUUUUGCUAUUUAUCUGAAUUUUGGCUUCAACUGCAGAAGUUAUAUUUAAUUUUCUAUCUACAUAGAAAUUAUUGAAGAAAAGGGAUCUAUAAGAGUUAUAAACUUCCGAACAACUUCUUUCAUAAAGUAUACCCUUUUUGUUAACUCCUAAGAGUGACUUAUUAAUAAAUGCAAAAGAAUGAACGUUUUAAGUUUAAUUUCUAUUGUCUACUGUUAAUGCCAUUGUUUUUCGUAGAGUAUUGUAUUUUUCAAUAGAAUUAGGUUAUUUCCGUUGAUCCAAUACGUAACUGUUAUGAUGUUAGAAUGGUUGGUAAACGAUGUAUUUUAUAUAGAAACAGAUAUUGUAGGUAUUAAUGCUGAAACAAAAUAAUUUGAUGUCACCAUAAACCAAAAUAAACAAUUUGACUAUUUGAGGAUUAAUUUGUCCGAUAAAGAUCGUUGUUAUAAAAUUAUGUGAAAGAUUACUGAUACUGGCCAUAUUUUUUUACGUUUCAUAUCCAUAGCUGUUAUGUUUUAUAUUUUAAUUACAAUACACAAUUGCAACGAACGAUACACUAACGCAAGCACACAAAUUCUGUAACAACAUGCCUUUACAGGACCAACAUGUACUGUAGUUUGUUGACUUAGUCUUAAGCGUAUGGUUAAUAAAGAAAAUAAAACCUUUGGUUUA
Molecule: messenger RNA, 5742 nt
Organism: Helicoverpa zea (corn earworm)
Lineage: Eukaryota; Metazoa; Arthropoda; Insecta; Lepidoptera; Noctuidae
Gene: trp
Product: transient receptor potential protein
Exons: 22
Coding region: 267-3863 (1198 amino acids)
Biological process (GO): manganese ion transport; regulation of cytosolic calcium ion concentration; calcium ion transmembrane transport
Cellular component (GO): membrane; cation channel complex
Molecular function (GO): store-operated calcium channel activity; protein binding; inositol 1,4,5 trisphosphate binding
Source: RefSeq, a predicted model, not a curated record